Bacillus rossius redtenbacheri is the source of this 3587-nucleotide messenger RNA. It is a transcript of the gene Grp170, whose product is annotated as hypoxia up-regulated protein 1. The transcript has 18 exons. The record is from RefSeq and is a predicted model, not a curated record. Gene Ontology annotation, molecular function: ATP-dependent protein folding chaperone; ATP binding. Gene Ontology annotation, cellular component: endoplasmic reticulum chaperone complex. Gene Ontology annotation, biological process: endoplasmic reticulum unfolded protein response. Bases 173 to 3148 code for a protein of 991 amino acids. NCBI's taxonomy places the organism in Eukaryota, Metazoa, Arthropoda, Insecta, Phasmatodea, Bacillidae.
AAACAUUCGCCACACAUUUCUCAUUGCGAAUGAAAACAAUAGCUAAUCGUAACUUCAUACUCGUGCUGAUGCUUGUGAAGUAAGUUGCUGUCAAAUGUGUUUUUAAAGUAGCACAUUUUGAUUUGGAUGGUUUUUUUUUUCAAUCAUUUAAUAUUGUAUUAUAGUAAUUGCUAUGGUUCUAAGAAUAUGUAUUUUCCUGGGAUUGGCAGCACUCUUGUGCUCCCAGGCUUCAGGGAUUGCUGUCAUGAGUGUGGAUCUUGGGAGCGAGUGGAUGAAGAUAGCAAUUGUCUCUCCAGGGGUGCCGAUGGAAAUCGUGUUGAAUAAAGAGAGCAAACGCAAGACACCAAUGACGAUAGCGUUCCGCGAUGGGGAGAGGACGUUCGGGGAGGAUGCGGUGACGGUGGGCGUGCGCUUCCCGAAGUACAGCUACAGCUAUUUCCUGGACCUGGUCGGGAAGAAGCUGGACAACCCCGUCGUCAAGUUGUUCCAGAAGAGGUUCCCGUAUUACGACAUAGUGCCGGACCCUGAGAGGGGAACGGUGCUCUUCAGGCACGACAGCGAGACUACCUACAGCCCAGAAGAACUGAUUGGAAUGUUUUUACACAAGGCGCGUGAGUUUGCGGAAGAGACUGCCGGUCAGACGAUAACUGAUGCAGUCAUUGUGGUGCCUGCAUUUUUCAAUCAAGCUGAACGACAAGCGAUGUUGCAUGCUGCAGAACUAGCCAAUCUGAAAGUGCUGCAGUUAAUGAAUGACUACACCGCAGUUGCUUUGAACUAUGGGAUAUUUCGCCGUAAGGACUUCAAUGAAACUGCGCAGUACAUAAUGUUCUAUGACAUGGGUUCAUCCAGCACUACAGCGACUGUUGUUGGCUACCAACUUGUCAAGACUAAAGAGAAGGGCUACGUUGAGACAAAUCCACAAGUGUUUAUACUUGGAGUUGGGUAUGACCGCACUUUAGGUGGGCUGGAGAUACAACUGCGAUUGAGAGAUUAUUUAGGCAAGAAAUUUAAUGAAAUGAAAAAGACUCCAAAUGAUGUUUUCAAGAACCCUCGUGCAUUGGCUAAACUGUACAAAGAGGCUGGUCGUGUGAAAAACGUCCUGAGUGCCAAUGCUGAUCACUAUGCUCAGGUGGAAGGCUUGCUGGAUGAUAUUGAUUUCAAGUUGCACGUAACUCGUGAUGAACUGGAGGAGUUGAGUGCGGACCUGUUCGAUAGAGUGAAAGCUCCAGUUGAACAAGCUCUCAAAAGUUCUGGACUCACCAUGGACGUUAUAAGUCAGGUGAUCCUGGUGGGGGCCGGCACCCGGGUGCCCAAGGUGCAGGAGAAGUUGGCGGAGUUCGUCAAGAUGGAGCUGGGGAAGAACUUGAACACGGACGAGGCGGCGGUGAUGGGUGCCGUCUACAAGGCAGCCGACCUCAGCAAUGGCUUCAAGGUCAAGAAGUUCAUCACUAAGGACGCUGUUCUCUUCCCCAUACAGGUAACUUUUGAACGUGAGGUUGAUGGCCUUACGUCACCAAAACAAGUCAAGAGAACUCUGUUUGGGUAUAUGAAUCCUUAUCCGCAGAAGAAACUUUUAACCUUCAACAAGCACCAAAAUGACUUCUCUUUUAAUGUAAAUUAUGCAGAAUUGGACCAUUUUUCUCCUUUUGAAAUUGAAGCUCUGGGCUCGCUGAACUUGAGUCGAGUGUCCUUGACGGGAGUGGCUGAAGUUAUUGCAAAGCAUCAAGGGGAGAACAUUGAGUCAAAAGGCGUCAAAGUACACUUCCUGGUUGACGAAAGUGGGAUCCUGAACCUGACAAACGUGGAGUUUGUAGCGGAGAAGACGUUAACAGAUGAAGAGUUGGCAGCACAGGAAGAGUCCACAUUGUCGAAACUUGGGAGUACCCUUAGUAAGUUGUUUACAGGUUCAGAAGAAAAGAAAGAAAGUAAUGAAGAAAAGCCUGCACCAGCAGAUGAUCCCAAGGAAGAAAAACCAGUGACUGAGGAGGCUGAGAAAGACGAAAAGAAAGCUGAAGGGGAGACUGGUAAGAAAGAUGAAAAUGCGGAGGAGGUGAAAAAUGCUACAAAGGCAGUAGAGAAGAAACCCAAGCAGCUUCAGAUAAAGGAACCAAUUAAAGCAAGUGAAGAGAAAUUGGGUGUGAUCCCAAUAAGUGAUAAACAGUUCCAGGAGUGUGCCAAAAAGAUAGAAGAACUGAACAGAUUUGAUGAGCAGAAGAGACGGCGGGAAGCAGCUCUUAACGCCUUGGAAAGUUUUGUGUUUGACGCUCAGAAUAAGCUCAACACCGAAGAAUUUCAGGCUGCAGCUACUCCAGAAGAAGCGGAGAAGAUUAGAAGUGCUUGUCAAGAACUGUCGGACUGGCUGUACGACGAGGGGGAGGGCGCCGGCGUGGAGGCGUACGAGGCGAGGCUGAAGGAGCUGAAGGCGCUGACGGGCCCGCUGUACCGCCGGGUGAAGGAGCACCGGGAGCGGCCCGAGGCGCUGGCCGCGCUCGCCUCCAUGCUCAACGGCAGCUCCAACUUCCUGGCCGGGGCGCGCAACAUGAGCUCGCAGGCCGAGGAGGGCAUGUUCACUGCUGUCGAGCUGGAGACGCUCGAGAGGGUCAUCAAGGAGACGCAGGAGUGGAAAGAAAAUAUGGAGGCCGAGCAAGCAAAACUAACACCUCAAGAAACACCCAAGCUAACACUCAGACAGAUUACAGACAAGAUGGGUGUUUUAGAUAGAGAGGUGAAGUAUUUGGUGAAUAAAGCAAAGAUAUGGAGACCAAAGAAAACAAAAGAAUCACAGAAAGCACAAGAGUCUGGGAAGAACAAAACGGAAGGGGAUGGCAAGCCGGCGGAAGAUGCGGAGGCCGCGAAAGUCGCGGAAGAAGCCCUCGAGGCGGAGGGGGUCGUGCCCGGAGAGUCCGGAGGGCCGGAGCUGAUGCCGGGGGACUCCGUGCCGGACCCCGGAGAUCAAGCCCCAGGAGGAGGGGAGGAGGAGGAGCAGGAAGUCCCGGCCUUGCCCGGCCCCGACGACCAGUCUGUCCCUGACGCGGAUGAGGCGGAAGGGUCUGUGAAAGAUGUGGAGAACCACAAUGAACCUUCCUGGUUUGCAUCAGCCCUAAUUGUGUGCACUAUCCACGUCUUGUUCGUGUUGACACCUGUAUAACGAUCCUAUUGCACGCUUCUAGUCUUCCCUGCUCGCUCGUGUACCGCCCGCCUGCACAAAAACAGCAUGACCGCACAGAGCUGUAACAGUUCCUUCAUUCCAAGAUGUGAUUACUUCAUAAACGCACCAGUGUGGCAAGUUUCCACACGAACAUUAAAUCUGUACACACUUGGCAAGUGUAAUAUGUGACCAACUGUAAAUCACUGUAAAUUAUUUAUUUUUUAAUUUAUAUUCCUGCCAUGUUGUCAGAUUGAUCUGAGUGGACACUCUGUUUGUGAUUCAGUAAUUUAAUAAAUUAUUUGAAUUAGCAUGUGUAUGUUGAAGUGUGUAAAGUUGCAUAGAUGUAGUGUGGUUAUACUGAUGGAGUUGUUUGUGAUCAGUUGUGGUCUGUAGGAAAAACUCAUGUUCUUGUUGUGUGCUUAGUAAAACAUGUUUUUUA